UUUGGUUCAGUACCUCGGACAGCGAACUCUCCGAUAGGCUGGAGCCCGUCGGCGGCCAAUGGCUUCAGUGGCGCGGCUGCGACAGCGACGAUCAGCAGCAGCAGCAGCAGCAGCAUCCAGGGCAUCAGCCAAUGAGAAGGCGCCGUUUCUCUCCCACAUCCAACCCGAAUAACUGCAGAUGCCCGCAUCAAAGCAACGGGUCUCUCUCUCUCUGGCAGGUUUACAUAGCUGAGGGUAUAAGCUGCCAUCUAUUUUUGGAAGUCAUAGUAGCCAUUUUUUCCUCUCUUGGUAUUCUCCGCCAUUGUGUUGAUUAAGGUUCUUUGAACCGAUGCGUGUUGUUUUAUUUAUGUCUGAGGGAGGUUUGUCCGAGCUGUCAGUAUUGUAGCGGGACAUUAAUAGCCGUGACCGUUUUCGGUUCUCAAUGGAAGACAUCUUCCCACUCGAUGCGAGCGAAGGAGUGAAGCACAUUUCGCAUCUGCUUUGCAUCUGUAUUCACAUCGACGGGCGGGGGACUUUUUAUAAAUGAAGAUUUGAAAAAGGGCAGCAGCCAACCGGGAGACAAACCGAUCAGCCUGUGACACAGGGGCUUACAUAGACUAUUAUCAGGGACCGAUCCGUUUUCACGCUUUGGACCCCGGGCAGCUUGUGUUGGCGGUGUAGAAACCGAGCAGAACGGGUGGGAAGCCUUUUCACAUUUUGACCGCAUUUGCCCAGCAGCAAGGGGGGUCAAGGUGUGAUACAUGGAUUUCAAAAGAAGAGUCGAUUAAAGGUUUGACUUCCUCCAGAAGUGAGACACUUUCUCAAAGCUCUUUGUCUAGACCAAUCAAAGAGCUUUUCCCUACUGCCCCCCACUCCACCCUUCCUGUGACCCUCUGCUAACCCAGACAUCAUGGGUACAGUGUUGUCACUGUCUCCCAGCUACCGAAAGGCGGCGCUGUUUGAGGAUGGCCCAGCUACAGUGGGCCACUACACAGCAGUCCAGAACAGCAAGAAUGCUAAAGAUGCUGCCGCCGCAGCUGCAAAGUCCCUCAAACGGCCUUCCAUCAUCAGCGUGUUGCCAUGGAAACGGAUUGUGGCUGUAUCGGCAAAGAGGAAGGGCUCGAAGAAGCUGCAGUCAGAAGGCGGGGAUGGCGGGAAAGGGAGCUCUCCAGAUGGCCAUGCCACCGCCACAUCCAACUCAGCCUCCAACAGCCUGAAGCUGAAGAAGUCUCAGUCCUGCGCUAACCUUUCAUCUUACUCACAGCCAGGACCCCUCAGGCCACCACUACCACCCGUUGCUGCCAAAAAGAAUUCCCUCACAGGCUCUGGGAUCCAGCCGUCUACUGCAGCAGGCACGCCAAAACGUGUCAUUGUCCAGGCCUCCACCAGUGAACUGAUGCGCAGCCUGGGCGAGUUCCUGUGCCGUCGGUGUUAUCGACUGAAGCGUCUAUCCCCAACAGAUCCGGUGCUGUGGCUGCGCAGUGUGGACCGCUCCCUCCUCCUACAGGGCUGGCAGGAUCAGGGCUUCAUCACCCCAGCCAACGUGGUCUUCCUCUACAUGCUGUGCCGUGAUGUGGUCUCAGCUGAGGUGGCCUCGGAGCGCGAGCUGCAGGCCUCGCUGCUCACCUGCCUCUACCUGUCCUACUCCUACAUGGGCAACGAGAUCUCUUACCCGCUGAAGCCCUUCCUGGUUGAGGCAGAGAAGGAAGCCUUCUGGGACCGCUGCCUGGAGAUCAUCAACCGCAUGAGCGGCAAGAUGCUCCAGAUCAACACCGACCCGCACUUCUUUACCCAGGUGUUUGCUGACCUGAAGAACGAGAGCAAGAAAGAAGAGGAGAAGACCAAACUCCUCAUAGGCCUUGACCGAUAAGUGGGAGCUGGGGGGGGGGGAGCAAAGAUGAAUGGAUAGGGAGAUUGAUGGAGUUAAAUAGGUUGAAGAUGUGAGGACUAAUGUAAUGCAUUAUAGUGCUACCUUGGAGCAGUGCUGUUGUCUGGCGUCUCUACAGGUUUAUGAUUAACCAAAUUUCCUGUUUAUAACCUAGAACAAAGAGCCUCUGGGAUUAAACAUGGAGUUUAAAUCAUUUUUAAAUCAUUCAACAGGCUUUCAGACAGAGGCAGUAGCUGAUCUUGUCUUGUCUGAAGGCAGCAAUUGGACGACAGGGCCAUUUCACCAAAAUAAAGCAGAUAAAAUCAGGGAUGUCAUGGUUCUGGCCACAUUAUUAGACAUGAUUGGAUCUGAUUAGAUUCUCGAGACAGACAGGUUCCUUGGUGGCAUCCAGCGUCCACGUUGCUCAGGAUGUGACAAUAACAAGCUUUAAGGCCGAGAUAUGAUCUUUAGUUUUUCAAGAACAAUGUAACUGACAAUGCAGACAUGGAGAGCUUUAUUUUAUCAAAUGCCUGGCCACUGAGGUUCAUGAUAUGACAUUAACAGGAUGUGAAUAAGAGAUAUCAUUUUUAUCUCUUGCCUCUUCCCGGUGACAUGCAUCCGUCUGACCUUCAGUGAGAUAAAAAAUGAAAUCUGAUACUCCUAUUAAAAUAUUUCUCUGUCUUGUGACAUUAUUGGGAUUAGAAACGCCAGACAACACUCAUUUACGUAAAUAAGGCUGAAUAUUAUUAUAAAUAUAAAGAUACAGGAUAUUGAUAUUGUGUGAUAGCCUCCAGGCAUUUUCGCUAUAGAGAAAUGUCAGGGUUAUGAAAAACAAGAACCACGCUGCAUGAGGUCACCUCAUAUGUCCUUGCACAUGACCACCUGCUUAUUGCCAACUCCAUUUUACCUUAUUCCUAUUGUCCUGCCCAAGCUUAUUGCACUCACCAACAUCAGCUGCGAGGUCCACUGUUGAAACCUAAAGAGCAUUAACUAAUACCAUAACGUGGAUGAACUAGAAUCAGCCACAACACAACUGGCCUGCAAACUUGUCUGACUGUGAAAUGUAAGGUGUAAUUGUACUGUAACUAGUGGAUUAGUUGAUCUGCAUCUUACACUAAGUACUGUACUUUAAAGGGAUAUUUGGGUUUAUCCAGCCAAAUCCACAAUGAAUUGGGAGAUCAAUUAUUUAUUUUUAAGAGUAUGAAACGUUAAUCCUUUGGGCACAGAUUAAUAAUCAUUAAACAAGCCCUACUGUAAGCUGUUUACAUUAACAGAGAAACAUGGGAAAAUGCAAUACUGACCCCUCCAGGGCAUAUUUUACACAAGGAAUUAUUUCAUUCCUUCCUGUUCCCCUGCACUUUGUCCUGCAGUCCAUAUUGGUGCUGUCCUAAAUGACCACAGCGAAGUGUUUUAUUGAAAGAAAGAAAGAAAGAAAGAAAGAAAGAAAGAAAGAAAGAAAGAAAGAAAAAGAAAGAAUUCAGUUUUAGAACACUGCACGCGUGUUGUGUGCUUCAUGCUGUAUGAGUGACUGGUAGACCUGGGUCGUGGAGGACAUGUUCAAAGACUGGACCAUGUAAUCUGUCUCAACCAGUGGCUACAAUACACCACAGUGAAAGAAAAUGUGAUUAUAUUCCAGGUGUGUGAGGGUGGGGGCAGAUGUGACUUUUCUUCCACAACAAUGCUUUCAUGUUGCUGUCGCCACUCGACUCGAGGGACUGCUGUUUGAAGUGUCGACCCCCCACCCUCCUCUCUCCUUUACCACCCCCACCCCACCCCCCCAACUCAUUACAUUCUACAUCAACCUGGACAGGCUAAAACAACACAGAUUCACGUCAGUCUGGUGUGAACUGGUCCUGUCCUGUCUGAUGCGGUCCAGUCCAGUUGUCCAAUAUUUAGAGACUCUCUGGUCCACUGAACUGAUGGCUUACUUAUUCACUGAGUUGUUUGAUAUGCAUGUGUGCUUCUAUAGGUUUCCUAGCAUGCUGCUUUGUGUUGAGCACACCGCAUCACAUGUUACAGAAGAGACUGAGCAUUCAUCAUGCUUCCCAUUCCCUUUCAGAUCUAAGUUAGCUCUAGCUUAGAUGGUCUUCAGAAAACUCAAACAUCCAGUCAAGAUUCUGUAUCAGAUGGAAUGGAUAUUGUAGGGGUAUUGUUGUACUUCCAUAAGGUUGGGGGCCUCACAAGACAGAGCAAAAACUCAAAGGUCCAAAUCAUAGCAUUUUGCAUAAUGCAACUGGAUAGCAUCUGUCAUUAGACACCUCACCUUAAAUUCUUACUUCUUUCAAACCCAGUUUGUAACACAGGCUUUCUGUUAAAAAUAUAAAGUCUCAAACCCAAACAAAUAUAACCCCAAUGACAUUAUCAGGGUUAUUUCUUCAAACAUGUCACAUGUUCCCUCUGCAGAGAUUCUUUGCUUUGAUGAUAUCACAUCACCAAGUCUAACCAUAGCUAAUGAAAUGUCAAAUUUUAGGAAAGCUCUGCCUUCUCAAACAGGGCAGGGAUCUUGUGCCAUAUCAUCUAUACAAAAAAACAACAAAACACAUUGAAACAUGAGCCAACUCAAAGUCUCUGACUGUUGAACAAGAAAGACUUUAAAGGGAUUUAAUGAAUAAUCUUUUUCAGUGUUGUUAUAUCAGGUAUCAGAGAUGUUGACCAGAAAAGAGGAACUUUGUUUAAGAGUGAUUUUGAUACACAGGGAUGUUUUAUGUGCCACUGCAAAAUGUAAGCUAAAAUUUCUUUGGCCUGCAUUCUGAGAUGAUUUUAAACAACAAACACACACACAAACAAACAACAAACAGUAACAUCUGGGUGUCUCCAUGAUACAAGUCAUUUAACUGUUUUAGGUUUUGUGUUCAGAAGAUUACUAACUGGGCUGCAGUCUGUACCAUGCUGUAAAAAAAAAAAAAAAAAAUGUAGCCUUGAUCCCGAGUCAGACCUGGCGAGCCAAAUAUGCACAUGAAGAAUGAAUCCAUGGCAAACAAGCUUGUUUACAUGUCCUAGCUGUUUCUAAUGGGUCCAACAGACAAGUAGCAUUUCUCUCAAUGGCAUUCCCAAGACAACUGUUGAUUAAUCUUUUUUUUUUUAACUUCUUGUUCUUAAAGAGCCAGACUGUACAUUUGGUCAGAUCUAUAUCACUACAGGUUUACAGAUAAAACAUACAUUUAAAGGUGACAAAUCCUUGUUUCCGUGAUAAGAACUUUGAUGAACUUAGAGAAGUUACAGUUACAAACCUAAAUUCAUGUUCUUCAACAAUACAUUGAUUUGAAUAUGUCUCAGAUUUAGCAGAGGAACGGUGAAUAUUUCUGUUCAAAUCAUGAACUGUUGCUUGUUGAUUGUGUGUGGUAAAUCUAAUUGGCCAUUAGCUAAGCCACACCACCUUUUGUUACCAUUGCUACCAUCAAGCUUUUUGUUUUUGCACCAUACAUCAUAUUUUUUACAAUGGAAACAAUGGCAAAUUUACUAUCAAAAUUAUCUUAGUAAUACAUGAAACAAUUGGUCCUUGAUUUUAGAUACAGACAAAGUCACCUUCUUACUUCUACCUGUUGCUAUCAGUUAUAGCUAGGUACUUACGUUAAUCUUUGCUCAGUUAACUGGUUGAAAAUGCUAAAUGCUGUCUCCUGAAGUUUUAUUGCUUCCAUUUUACUCAUUUUGAAAUGAUGUGAAAGGGCUUUUAAAUAUGCAAAUGAUGGCUACAUAAGCUACUUGAUAUCCUGCUAAAAGUCUGAAGCUACAGCUGUGUGUUCUAGACAAAACGUUAGCAUUCUCACCAGCUGAGAUCCAUGUAGAGGCAUAGAUAUAGGGACACAGUAUUGUUCCUAUAUUGCAGUGUAGAACUAGAUAGUCUAAAUAGUGUAAUUACAAAAAAGAACAAUGAGAAAUUGGAUUGUUCUUUCAUCGCAGUAUUCCCAAAUUCAACAAACUGCAAAGAACAGCUGCUUACAUUAGCUUGAACUUUGAUAGCGUCCAGGAUUGUUUUCCUUACAGUGGUGAAAUGCUACACAACUGAUGCACUAGUUGUGAACUUUUUUUAAUGCAACAUUUUACCCCACAAAUUAAUGUAUGUACUCCUUGACCAUGGAAGUAAUGCUUGGUUACUACUGUAGAUAGCAAGCCAGUUAGCCACACAUGCUAAUGAUUGCAGCUUACAUUCAAGCAGAUAAACAUACAAUUUAAUCUAGUCGUUAUACUUUUGCCCUGGCCUUUCAUGGUUGCUGAUAAAAAAAAGACACCCCCCUCUAAACUCUUGAAAUGCCAUGUAUUCUUACUUCUUACUACAGCACCAUACAAUGCCUCAACAUGUGGAGAAACAUAAGGCUUUACAGGCCUGAUGUGUGCAGUUAUGGUUGCUAAUCUAAAACUCAACUAUCACUGUUUGAGGGAGGAGUUCAGAGAACAGUCAGUUCUGUUGAAUUCAAAUCUGAUGCCCUAUCCUAGAUAGAGAAUACACCCCCACCACACACACACACACACACACACACACGCAGAGUGUUAUGCAUUGAUUAUUCAGUAUCAUGUGGAUGCCAGAUGUGGAUUGACAGACAGUAAUUAUGUAUUUAUACUGAACUGCAAAUGCCCCAUUUUCCUCUGUUUGUGCUUCAACCUGUUUCAGUCCUUCCAGCUGUGCAGAGACAGUAAAAAGGAGACACGGAUGCAGGGAAAAGGACAUGUGUCCUCUGAAUGAACCUCUGUCUAGAAUUGUAGAGAGAGGUACGGGUUGACUACACCCCCUCCUUCACAUGCUCUCAUCACU
Molecule: messenger RNA, 6596 nt
Organism: Lates calcarifer (barramundi perch)
Lineage: Eukaryota; Metazoa; Chordata; Actinopteri; Centropomidae
Product: cyclin-dependent kinase 5 activator 1-like
Biological process (GO): positive regulation of cyclin-dependent protein serine/threonine kinase activity; brain development; activation of protein kinase activity
Cellular component (GO): cytoplasm; protein kinase 5 complex
Molecular function (GO): cyclin-dependent protein serine/threonine kinase activator activity; protein kinase binding
Source: RefSeq, a predicted model, not a curated record